This is a messenger RNA of Phlebotomus argentipes, 1670 nucleotides long. Its product is annotated as mitochondrial uncoupling protein 2-like. Gene Ontology annotation, biological process: mitochondrial transport; mitochondrial transmembrane transport; adaptive thermogenesis. The record is from RefSeq and is a predicted model, not a curated record. Gene Ontology annotation, cellular component: mitochondrial membrane. Gene Ontology annotation, molecular function: oxidative phosphorylation uncoupler activity. Bases 662 to 1651 code for a protein of 329 amino acids. The transcript is spliced from 2 exons. Lineage: Eukaryota; Metazoa; Arthropoda; Insecta; Diptera; Psychodidae.
AAAAAAUUUAUGAAAGUAUCUCCAAACUUUUCUUUAAAAUCUGUACAACUUAUACAAUUAGUAUUACGAAUAUACAGAUAAUGUAUCAUCUAUCAUUCCAUUAACUGAAUGGUGAAUGGGACAGACUGUGCACAUGAUCAUCAAAAUUGCACUCCGUCAAACCGUUAUCAUUUGAAAUUUCAUUGAAUUUUCCACUCUAAAUUUACAUCGCGAGGAUAUUUUUAUACACAAAUUAUUCUCUUUCUUUCUCUCCCGCUCGAGCACCAAUCAUCCACAAAAGUUUCAGAAUCUCCUCGCGCAAUAUCACGCGAAGAAUGACUUUGUGCAAAAACACAUGCGGAAAAUGACGAUAGUGAUGUAAACAAAAUAAUACACAAAAAGGCGAACAAAGUUCGUCACAUACGCUUACUACAUACAUAUACGAGAGUUAAGAAAAAGGUGGGAAAAUUUGUACAUAUCACCGUUUGAUGAUUGACCCUCACUCUCUGCAAUUUAAUGAUCAUCGGUUUGAUGAAGAGACGAGUUUUUCCUCGUGAUUUGUGCGUAAACAAAUCACAGUGUGCACUUUCACAGUCGUUUUGGGUGCAUCUGUAUCUGAAUCUCACUUUCGGUUCACUGAGAUAACUAGUUUUCAUCACCCAUUCAGCAGCCGGCGCGCAGGAUGAAGUCAAAGAAUACAUCGGCAAAUCUGGAGGCCAGUUUCGGUGUAAGGCUGCUAACAGCCGGAACUGCUGCCUGCAUCGCGGACUUUGCCACCUUUCCGCUGGACACGGCCAAGGUGCGCUUGCAGAUCCAGGGCGAGGGCCAGGUGAGGGUACCGCUGGCCACAGCCACGGCCAACGGAGCAACAGCGGUGGUCAAUUCCGGCGCGCCGACGCCUCAAUAUCGCGGCCUCGUCGGCACCGUCAGCACAAUUGUACGCCAGGAGGGCUUCAGGGCACUCUACAAUGGACUCUCUGCUGGCCUGCAGCGACAGAUGGCCUUUGCGUCCGUGCGCCUGGGCUGUUAUGACACCGUAAAGUUGCUCUAUCAGGGUGUGUUGCACGAGAAUCCUGAGGGUCUGCAAAUCUUCACUCGUGUGCUGGCGGGCCUGACCACGGGCGGCAUGGCUGUGAUGCUGGCACAGCCCACGGAUGUUGUAAAGGUGCGCUUCCAGGCGCAAAAUCGUACCACAGCCUCACCAACCGCCGUGCGUUAUCACAACACCAUGACGGCCUAUCGCACAAUUGGGCGCGAAGAGGGCGUGCGUGGACUGUGGAAGGGCACGCUGCCCAAUGUGGGUCGCAAUGCCAUUGUGAAUGUGGCGGAGAUCGUGUGCUAUGACAUCAUCAAGGAUUGCCUGCUUAAGUACACAUCGUUGGAGGAUAACAUUCCCUGUCACUUCACUGCCGCCGUAAUCGCGGGCUUCGCCACCACCGUGGCUGCUUCGCCAAUUGAUGUGGUGAAGACGCGCUACAUGAACUCAAAGCCCGGACAGUACCGUGGCGCCAUUGACUGUGCCAUUCAAAUGGGCAGAGGUGAGGGCGCGGCGGCAUUCUACAAGGGCUUCGUCCCAUCAUUCGCACGCCUCGUAUCUUGGAACAUCGUGCUGUGGAUCACGUAUGAGCAACUCAAGAUUCUCAUCUUUAAGCCGCCUCAAAAGCACGACUGACGAACUUCUCUUUGUACAA